GAUGAAAAGUGUCUUACAAACUCAUUCUUUGAGACAAAUUGUCGGCUAGCUACUCGAUAAUUGCUAUGAAGUUCUAAAGGCCUUUUUGGAACAAGCUAUUCAACAUGAUGAGGUUUCUCCAGAAAACAUCAUUUAAAUAAAUAAAGAUUUAAUGGGGGCUAUAAGCUUCUAUAUUAGCAAUUAUGACUUCAUUUAGGGUAUUUAUCGAUUCUAUGGUGAUAUAAAGAGCAAACUCAUAGCAAUUCUAAAUUUUUGAGGAAUCUAUUAUUCGAAGUGAAGCAUUACAGGAAUAAUUGGGCUCAUUCUAAAGAUUUUACUAUUCGAGAAGUUCAUAGGUUUAUAAAACAAAAGAUUAUUUAGAAUAGCUGACACUAUUUUGUUGAUGUUUGACGAGUUUAGUUUGAAUAUCAAUAAUGAGGUUUAUUUGAUAGUUAAUUAAAUAAGGAUGGAGUCUAUUUAAAUGAUGAGUUUAUAAUUAUAAUAAGCAUAAAAAUAUUGA
This is a messenger RNA of Paramecium octaurelia, 499 nucleotides long. NCBI's taxonomy places the organism in Eukaryota, Ciliophora, Oligohymenophorea, Peniculida, Parameciidae. The record is from the annotation of a GenBank genome assembly.